ACGAAUGAUAAGGAACUGUUGACGAAUAUUUUCCUCCAGUCGCCUUUCAAGCCUCUGUAACAAACUUGGAUUUUAUCCCUGUGAUCUGAUUGCAAUUGUGUGUGAAAUCGAGCGAUCAUUAAGGACAAUUCCACAAUGGUUAGACUCGGGAAUAUCCCGAUUACACUGUGCCUUCUGGGUAUCCUGCAAUGGCAUGAAUUCAUUGUGAACGGUGCAGCUGCUCAGGACGUUGCUCCCACCACUGCAGUCAAUGGCAGUGAGAAUCAAGUUGAUCCCACCUCGCCCCCACCAUAUAACUGCCUAGAGCAAUGGCUGAUAUUGGCAGGUGCUAGUCCAACGGAGGCACAGGCCUAUUCCACCGCUUCCCUUGUCACCAGGUUCCAGUUGGACGAGUUGAAAAUAUCAACACUCGGAGAUAUUGUGCUGGAGUUGCUGCUCGGUUUCAACUUGAGGCUGGUGAAUAGUUUGAAAACCUGCGUGGCUCGCAACGCAACGUGCCCUGCAGACUUAGCACCAGACGCAUUACCUUGUGGGGUAAGCGGUACGUGUCUUCACAACUCUACACAGAGAAGACCCACAUGCUACUGUGAAGCUGGCCUUACCGGACAGCAGUGCCAAACAGAUAUCGAUGAGUGCUCGGAUGCAUCACUCAACAAUUGUGCAGAUCCUGCUAUUGCCAUGUGUUUCAACUCACAUGGAUCAUUUGCUUGUGAAUGCACCAGCGGAUUCUACGGUGAUGGCCGUCUAUGUGAAGAUGUCAACGAGUGCAUUGACACACCAUCACCCUGUCACGAGCAUGCCAACUGCAGUAACACAAUUGGAUCGUUUACAUGUGUUUGCAAGAGUGGUUUCCAUGGAAAUGGUCUCCAUUGUGAAGCUGAUAUUUGCACAUCCUCCCUGGAUUCCAAUCUUUGCCACCAGGCGAAACACCUCCAACAUCAAAACAAGCAACUGGAGAAGAAAUUGGAUCAGCGCGAUCGCGAAAUUUCCAGACUAGUGUUUGAAGUCCACUCAAUGGCCACUGCUUUCAGGAGGUACCACAAGGACACUUCCAACACCAUGGAGGCAAUGCAAAGCACACUCGAUGCAGAAACUGAUCGCCUGCGAGAUGAUCUCCUUCAAACAAAAUCGGAUCUCCUUCAAACAAAAUCGGAUCUCCUUCAAACACAGGAAAUGGUGAAAUAUAACAAGGUUAGGUUGAUUGAUGCUAAAGCAAUGAUGGAUGAUGGUCUCGCCGCUAUUGUACUUGAAACCAAAGCAACGUUGAAUGACACCAAGUCAAUGGUAGAUACAUCACUUGUCACCAUAGCAAAUGACACCAGGUUAAUGUUGGAUGGCACCAAGUCCGAUCUUCUCUCCACUAUCUCCACUAUGGCCACCAAAUCCCAACUGCACACUACCAAGAAACACCUCAACAUGGAGGUGGAUGCGAUGAGGAGCGAUCUCAAUCAAAUUGAUCAACAUCUGACUAAUGUGGAACGGAAGCAAAACACCACUUGCGGCAUUGUUGCAUGGAAAACAUUCCGGCAAGUAACAGGAACCAGUGCUGUUUACCCAAUGAAUGUAAUUUACAACAAGACCAGAGCAGACACUGUGCUACGUAUCAUGUACACUGCAACGUUUGGAUCAUAUCAUUACACAUGGACUACAUUCACUAUCUCUAUUCUCAUCAACAACACAGACUGUCAAGAUCCUGGUCCUAUUAGAAGUGGUGUGUCAGGUUAUCAUUCGGGAAGUGGCAGUGUUUACACCAUACUUCCAGGAGCAAUCAGUGGUGUGUGUAAUAUCAAUACAGCAGGUUCAUUGCGCAUCACCACUAAACUAGCAGACCACAGUGGCCGUUACAAGUAUGAAGGUUACUAUAGAUCCGGUUCGUCACGCAUCACGUCCAGCCUUCACGUUGAAGAAAUGUGUCCCAACAGUAAUAACUAAAACACCUUUUCGCAGCCAGAUUCAUGCAUAUAAGAUUAAUUGAUAUCAUAACUAAGGUACUUGUUAUGCUGGGCUUCCCACAUUCAUAGUACAUGUAUAUAGCAGUACUCUCAGGGCAGGGUCAUUACCAAUUUUCGCCAGAUGAUCGAUUCACUUCGUGAAACUCAGAGUUUCGAAACCGCAACUGCUCGUUCUUCUGCCUGUGUAAAAUUAUUCGAUAUUAAUGUCGUCCUGUCGCCCUGAAUGUACCUCUUCUUAAAUGGUGUUUGGAUAAUGGUUUAUCAGACUAUGUCCAUGCUCUGUCUGCACAUUGUCUUCAUCCUUUCGCUUUUGCUAUUGCUCGUACAUUUUUUAUUUCCGACGUUCGACAUUUGUGCCACUAGACGGAUAGAGUAGUUACGUUACCACGCUUCGAUUUAGGCUUCAACUUAGAUGUGUUAUAUUUCGUUGGCUGAGCGUAGCAAAUGAAACGAAAAUGUAUUUUUUUUUGCCAGCAUUUGCACCAUAGUUACGGCACCAGGAUUGCUAUAGCUGGAUUUUUUGUCAGUGUUCUCAAACUUUUCUCUUCCUCGUGGUCUUUCUCUUUUCGUUGUAGUUUCCCGCCCUCCCCUUUAUUCUCACUUCUGGAUAGGUCUUGCAGGCUACUUUUUUUCAUUUAUCCGAUGGGGAUUUUCUCACCGUUUUUUUCCUCAGGGAUGUGCCUCCGCCGGAGUCCUGGUUUUUUUUCCGCCAGCUUCGGGCUGGUUAAUUAUCUGGCGGCCCCAUUCACCACAGUGGUUCACUUUUUGCAUCAUGUUGGUCUGGUACAUACGUGUACAUGUAUAUGUGUGAGGUGGCAUGCCCUUCUUCUUGCUCAUGUAUGCACUACGCUAAGCUCUUCCAUAUUCCACCGUGAGUGAACAAAGACCACCCUUCUACUGUGA
Messenger RNA from Sycon ciliatum, 2855 nucleotides. RefSeq lists its product as uncharacterized. Bases 136 to 1932 code for a protein of 598 amino acids. The record is from RefSeq and is a predicted model, not a curated record. Gene Ontology annotation, molecular function: calcium ion binding. The transcript is spliced from 7 exons. Lineage: Eukaryota; Metazoa; Porifera; Calcarea; Leucosolenida; Sycettidae.